CUUGGCUCACUCGCCUUCUCCAAUCCGUUUUUCUUCGUUGCGAUUCUCUGAUUGUGUGUCCGAGUCAAUGAGUGCGAAAUACACGUAUUCAAAAUCCACUCUAGUGUUUGGCUUAUUUUGUUCCAUUAGUCUCUAACGUGAGUUAAGUCGAUAAUUGUAUAUGAAGGUUGGUGGCAUGUAUGUUUCGACAAUAAUCAGCAUACGAUAUAACUGGAGUCAGAUAUCACAUACUUAGACCUCACCACUUCAUCCUCCAUACUAAACGUCUGGACUCACGACCAGGGAUAGGAAUCUGUACUUCAAUAAUGAUUAGAAGCGCAGGGAAAGAUAAUAGUCAACUUGGUUCAGGUGGAGCAGACUGUUUAGUUAUAUUAUGGGAUGUUUCUACAGGACAAUCUGUUCGUCGAUGGCGUCGUCAUGCUGGUCGUGUGAAUUCUGUUUUAUUCAUUGCACCGUUCCAUAAUUCCGAUUCAUUAGACCCUAGUCCAAUUUUAUUGUCUACUGGUGUAGAUGGGAUGGUCCUAGUUUGGGAUGCCAGAGCACGUACUCCUUAUCCAGUUCAGACUAUCCAUGAGGCACGUGAUAGUGUCACAUGUUGUGCAUUUCGUCGACAUCAAAUUGUUACUGGUUCUGUUGAUCGAUGUGUUCGGAUUUAUGAUAUUCGACGAGGUGAAAUGACUGAAGACUAUGUUGGAUACCCAGUUACAUCAGUUUCAAUUACCAUAGAUUGUCAAUGCUUUUUAGUUGGUACACAAGAUUCAACUUUACGUUUAUUCGACGCGUUAACCGGUGAACUUCUUAACAGAUACACAGGACAUACUAAUCAAACAUACAAAAUGGAUAGUGCUCUGAUGAAUUUAGAUCGUCAUAUAAUCAGUGGUUCAGAAAAAGAUGGUCUUGUUUUUGUAUGGGAUUUCAUACGUUCGGAUGCACCGAUUCAUACACUAGAUCAUCAACCUGGCGGCAAUGCAUGGGGUGUUUUAUCUCCACACAACCCAGAAUCAGUUAGUGAAUUGAUAAUUGAAACGGCUAAAUCAGUAAAUUUUAUGAUUCAUUCAGUGUCACCACAUCCUAAACAAAGUAAACUGCUUACAGCAGGUGGUGAUUUUGUUUGGUUGUGGGACGCUGAACCUAAAGAUAUUGAAGAAAGUGAAUAA
Molecule: messenger RNA, 1157 nt
Organism: Schistosoma margrebowiei
Lineage: Eukaryota; Metazoa; Platyhelminthes; Trematoda; Strigeidida; Schistosomatidae
Source: the annotation of a GenBank genome assembly